Molecule: messenger RNA, 2508 nt
Organism: Ixodes scapularis (black-legged tick)
Lineage: Eukaryota; Metazoa; Arthropoda; Arachnida; Ixodida; Ixodidae
Exons: 4
Coding region: 1-2508 (835 amino acids)
Biological process (GO): central nervous system formation; regulation of Toll signaling pathway; innate immune response
Cellular component (GO): extracellular region
Molecular function (GO): Toll binding; growth factor activity
Source: RefSeq, a predicted model, not a curated record
AUGUCGCCGAUCGACGCUCAUGUAACACCAAAAAACGUAAACUGUAAAAAAAGAAAAAAGUGGUUCCUGUUACUGGUCCUGAUCUUUGGGGUUCGCUGCGACAAGGAGGACUCAACUACAGCCACAACUAUCAAACCUGCGCUUUCGUUCAAGUUGCAUCGACCCGCUGGCUUCAAUAAAAAUGGCUCCCGCCCCAUAAGCGGGGUAUUUGCCAAGAGGAAGCCCCUUUUUGGGAGCAGACGACUGAAGGCCUUGCUAGAAGAGCAAGCUACGAGUACCGAAAGUCAUCUGAACGCCGUGCCUGACUUCAAGAAAGCGACACUGGAGGAUCAGGCCGACGCCACGCCCCCCACUACGACAGUCUUCCCGCCACCGCCUUUACUAAGGCCACGUCCCGUGGCCAGCACCGGAAACGUGCCCCAGGUGGUGCCUACGGAACCCGACUUCAAUCCAAGUUCCUUCUUCACGGGUCGCAAGAAGGGGCCCGUUGUAAUCGUCAAGAGGUUCCCUAAGGGGCAGCAACAGCUUCAGCCCGAUUAUGACUCGGGAGGACCCUCCACUGGACCCUCUCCGAGCGAGGACCCGCCUGGUAUCCCGCCGUCUGCAGGACUGCAGAGGCCCGUUCCGAGACCAGGCUACGGUUACCAGCCACCCCCAGACUUCUACGGGGGUCCCAGUCCGUUGGACGUUCUUAGGGGAAAAGGUAUACCUCGGUUCUUCAGCCAGAGAGACAUUGAUUUUGUGGCGCAAGCGUUCAAGAACGCAGCAGCCAACGGAACCAUUCCCACCAUCAGCAUUCCGGCCUUCAAUGUUCCUACGGCUAACCAAACAAAACAGUCCGAACACCCUCAAAGUGCCACCAACUCUGGCAACCCUGAGAACGGCUACUCCGGACCCGGACGACGCGUGCCAGAAUCUGUUCUGCAGCAAGCCUACCCAAGAGGUUAUGAUCCGUACACUCCUCAGGCGAGAAGGCCCGAGCUCGCGCAGUACCCGGUGCCCAACGGGGGACAGAGCCCGGUUCCGGGGCCCCGCUUCAACGCGCAGCCGCCCGUCUUUCAACAACCUAACGGCGAGUAUAAGACAGGUUAUCAGCCGCAGGGACCUCCGGGUCUGAACGCAGGUCGCCCACAAGCAGGGGUUUACCUCAACGGAAUACAGCAACCGGCGUACCCAAAUUACGUCUCUAAUAAUGGUUACCCGAGAAACACCGGUGAUGACGACGGCUACCAAGUGGAUCCGAGGUAUUUCAGAGGUGCGUUUCCCAUCGGGCAGAACCCGCCACAGGUCGGCCAAGUUCAAUCGUUCAACCAAGCCUUGCAGAGGCUCGCAGGAAAUGGCCGCGUCCACGGCAACCAGCAACCCUUAGGUCAGGGUUCUCCCCAAGGCGGAACGAACCCUGGACUCCUCUACCAAAAUUACGUACCCGUCCAGAACCUCAAUUCUGCGGGAUACAAUCCUUCCGGUCUCGCGUCCUUAGCCGGAGCCGGCUACGUUCCCAACGGCGCAGCUGCGCGGGGAUACAGAUUCCUGCCGAUACCUAGCAACGACAGGCUGAUCACGAGUCCGGACGAGGCAUUCGCCAACAGCUUCACUCCUAACCAACUCGUCGAGUUCAGGGACGGUCGAGCCAUUCCGGUCCAACCCUCGUACAACGUCUACCCGGAUAGGAUGGUGCUAGGCUACCCUCCCCAGUCACCGCCGCCGGUGAAUCCCAAGACCGGAAGGUCGUCAAGUCCGACGGGGAUUCGGCGGCCGCUGUACCAGAACGAUCCUGGAGUCUUCAGGCUGGAAGGCGGCUUCCCAUUGGCCCAGAAGAGGGCUAGCUACGGGCCCGGUCGGAAUGCCGAUUUCGGAUACACGUCGGCAUCGCACGACAGCAUGUAUUCCUAUCGACCUGACGUCAUUCCUCGUUGCGCCAAUGCCAGCAAACAAGUUCCCUAUUGCCUUCAGGAUGACGAAUAUCCUCAAGCCGCACUCCACAUCGCCGUGGACCUGGAGCAUGGUUCGAUGCAUCGGCUGUUGCCCGAGACACCCAACGGAGCGGCGUCCGUCGACGCCUUGUUCCUGGACGGCGGCUCCAGACUCUCUUCGGAGAAGGACUCGAACGCCACGGGCAGCCUGGCGGCCGAGUCCAGUCCCAACGGGACAGUGACGGAACAGCUGCGGGACGACGGCAAGAUGUACGCGUGUCCGUCGCUCGUGCAGCACGCCAAGCCGCUCAGGGCCAUGACCGUGGACGGCUACUGGAAGGUGGUCGUGAACAUGGCCAACCCACACGGAAGAGGCGCCUUCCAGCAGAUGGUGCGCACCGAAGUCUGCGCAAAUCCCGGUAUGACUUGCAGUAACGUGGCAACGUCCUCCCGCUGCGUGCAGAAGUACAACCUGCACAGGCUGGUAGUGUGGACGCGACAAGAAGGCAUUCACAUGGACACCUUCAGAAUGCCAGUCGCUUGCUCCUGCUAUCUAGGCGCGAAGGAUAGCAAGCUCGGCCUCAAAAAGUCCUAG